Saitoella complicata NRRL Y-17804 is the source of this 967-nucleotide messenger RNA. RefSeq lists its product as uncharacterized. Bases 65 to 850 code for a protein of 261 amino acids. The transcript is spliced from 2 exons. Lineage: Eukaryota; Fungi; Ascomycota; Saitoellomycetes; Saitoellales; Saitoellaceae. The record is from RefSeq and is a predicted model, not a curated record.
GAUUCGCACGCAUACGGUGGGUGCAUCGUUGUUACAGCUUCGUUACGGCGCGGUGUGACGUCGAAUGAAUUCGAGCCCCGGAUGCCUCGGGACAUACGCAACACACCAUGAGAUCACUCAACAUAGUCCAACAAGGGAAUCACCCUUUUGGGUCACGAGACGGAAGUUCCCACGUUCGUUUACUGCACAGACUUCGCCCUCGGCAGCUUUCAGCGUGCCCAGUAACGUCGGGAGCGUUGCAAAUGGUCUUGGGGCAGGGCGCGCCAGGUCGACUCCACCAACUCGACAUUCACUGAAACAUAAAAAACCUUGUAUCUCAAGCUACAGACCAGAUAUUGAUAAACGGACUUCAGCAAUAACUUUGGGCAAUGCCAAGCGUCCAGGCCGUGCCCGUAAAACCCCGGCUCAGCCACAGGAUGCAGAGCUUGAACCAGACAUAGCCGUGACUGAUCUGACAGACCUACCUGAUGAUGCAACUACGGAGAUGAUUGAAACUGCGGCUUUACCCUUGCUGAGCCGUGCCUUCAAGGUCAGGCUGGUUGUUUCACGCCCAGGCCAAAGUGCUUAUCCGGAACUCCUCACGGAAAUGAAACUGCAAUGGGAUUGGAAUGUAGCGGGCCUGCAUAUCAAGGAUAAGGUCCGAAUGCGUCUCAAUCAUGAUCAGACCUUCAGCACUGAGGUCCGUGAAGACGACUACACCCUCGAAUUUGCCUACAGAGUUGUCAGAGGUAACUUCCGCCUAGGUCCUACAAGGAUUUGGGGGAUUGAUAAAUGGCGAGCCUUCCUUGAGGAGAUGGAGGACAUGCGUACUCGCUGGAAGCUGAAUGACUUCAUCCCUGCAACCUCAUGACUCAUUGUACAAUCGAAGAGUCCGGAACCCCACAAACCCUUGGUAUUAGCGUUGACCCACUGGUUAGUCAGACCGCCUGGAAGAACCUCGCUCGAUUGAUACGAAGAGUAAAUUGCG